CCUGAACGCAGCAUACGUGCGUGCUCGUGAGUAACCGUUGGCUAGCUUGUUAGUUUCACGCACAUAUUAUAGAUAAUCCGCGGACUAUAAAUUUUUACAGCAAGAUGUCAGAGAACAAUCUUGAAAAUGAACUUCUGGAUUAUGAGGAGGAUGAUGAGCCUCAGGGAGUCCCAGAGAGUGGAACCCCAGCAAAUAAAAAGGAGGUGAAAGGGUCAUACGUAUCCAUCCACAGCUCAGGCUUCAGAGACUUUCUCCUGAAACCAGAGCUGCUCCGGGCCAUUGUUGAUUGUGGUUUUGAACAUCCCUCUGAAGUUCAACAUGAGUGUAUCCCUCAAGCUAUCCUGGGCAUGGAUAUCCUGUGUCAGGCCAAGUCUGGUAUGGGAAAGACUGCAGUGUUUGUACUAGCCACCCUGCAGCAGAUAGAACCCGUGGAUGGUCAGGUGUCUGUCCUUGUGAUGUGCCACACGCGAGAGUUGGCCUUCCAAAUCAGCAAAGAGUACGAGCGCUUCUCCAAGUACAUGCCCACUGUCAAGGUGUCUGUGUUCUUUGGUGGUCUGGCCAUCAAGAAGGAUGAGGAAGUCCUGAAAAAGAACUGCCCACACAUUGUUGUAGGCACACCAGGACGUACACUGGCUCUCAUUCGGAACAAGACCCUCAGCGUGAAGAACAUCAAGCACUUUGUGCUUGAUGAAUGUGAUAAGAUGCUGGAGCAGUUGGACAUGAGGCGCGAUGUUCAGGAAAUCUUCAGACUGACACCCCAUGAAAAACAGGUUAUGAUGUUCAGUGCAACUCUGAGCAAGGAGAUCCGCCCCGUCUGCCGCAAGUUCAUGCAGGAUCCGAUGGAAGUGUUUGUGGAUGACGAGACCAAGCUGACGCUUCAUGGCCUACAGCAGUAUUACUGCAAGUUGAAGGACAGCGAGAAAAACCGAAAGCUGUUUGACCUCCUCGAUGUGCUCGAGUUCAACCAGGUGGUGAUCUUUGUGAAGUCUGUGGCACGCUGUGUUGCUCUGUCACAGCUACUGGUGGAGCAGAACUUCCCUGCUAUAGCCAUCCACAGGGGCAUGGCGCAGGAAGAAAGGCUAUCCCGUUAUCAGCAGUUUAAAGACUUCCAGCGGCGGAUUCUGGUGGCAACCAACCUGUUUGGCCGCGGGAUGGACAUUGAGCGAGUUAACAUUGUCUUCAACUACGACAUGCCAGAGGAUUCUGACACAUACCUUCACAGAGUGGCUCGAGCUGGCAGGUUUGGGACUAAAGGCCUGGCCAUCACCUUUGUGUCAGACGAGAGCGAUGCCAAGACCCUGAAUGAGGUUCAAGACCGCUUCGAGGUCAAUGUAGCAGAGCUACCAGAAGAGAUUGACAUCUCCUCCUACAUUGAACAGUCCAGAUGAGUGAAGUGUCCUUCCAGUGAAGACCGUGUGAUCCUUGUUGUAACUGUGCUUUGGUGGAAGAAAAAAGCCCUCAACAUUUAUUUUAAUGUUUCCAUCCCACCAUUUGUAGGGGCAUGUUCAUACUGAUAAAAUGUGUUUUGUUAUCUCUGCAGUGUUUGUUUUAGUGUUUUCCUUGUUCAAAGAAAAAACAUGAAUAUAUUGUUUUGGUUAAAGAAAUAAACUUUUUAUACCUUA
Messenger RNA from Archocentrus centrarchus (flier cichlid), 1622 nucleotides. RefSeq names its product ATP-dependent RNA helicase DDX39A-like. The transcript has 10 exons. The record is from RefSeq and is a predicted model, not a curated record. NCBI's taxonomy places the organism in Eukaryota, Metazoa, Chordata, Actinopteri, Cichliformes, Cichlidae. Gene Ontology annotation, molecular function: ATP binding; RNA helicase activity; nucleic acid binding. The coding region runs from base 105 to 1388 and encodes 427 amino acids.